AUGAGUGACGACGGGUGGCCCAAAGGCCAAGAUUAUGAUGACGAUUCCAGCGGUGAAGACACACCAGAGAUCACGAGUAUCAAGAAAAGGAUUCAUCAAGCACUACGCUCAAUUGAUUCAAAGGGCGACUUUGCUUGUUUCCGUGGUCUAAAUGGGAUCCUUGACCCAAACCUCCAUAUCAAUGGCCUAGACCGGGCGGUGAAGCUGCCUCUGUCCCCCGACGAUGCCAACGCCAUUAUCGAUGUCUGUCACAGAAGUCCGUUCGGAAAGGGUGAAGAGACGCUAGUUGACACCUCUGUGCGGAAAUGCUGGGAGCUCAACACCACCGAGUUCGAUAUCAAGGCUCCCGGAUGGGCCAACUACAUGAAAAAGAUUAUCGCUGAUGUCGGCAAGGCGCUGGGUGUUGCCGAUAAGGUAGGCUCGAUCAGAGCAGACCCUUACAAGCUUCUUAUCUACGAAAAGGACGCAUUCUUCCUAUCCCAUCAGGACUCUCCAAAAGCAGAUGGGAUGUUUGCUACUUUGGUCGUCUGCUUGCCUACAGAACACGAAGGAGGUGAAAUUGUCCUCAACCAUCGGGGCAAGAGCAUGCAGUUCAAAACAUCCACCACAUCAAUGGCCGGAUUCUCAUAUGCUGCAUGGUAUUCGGAUGUCUUCCACGAGAUCAAACCCAUCACCAGUGGACAUCGUCUGGUCCUAACCUACAAUUUGAUUCUCGAAGGUACGGACAAUGUACCGUCGGCUCCUAGCUCAGAGUCUAGUGCAUUGAGAAAUGUGUUAAAAUUUUGGGAGCCCAGAGCCGAAGACGAAGGCCCGUAUUUGCUAUUGUACAAGCUUUCGCACAUGUACACAGACUCUAGCCUGAGUUUCCAGUCGAUGAAAGGCUCAGACCGCCCCCGUAUGGCUGAACUCCAGGCAGCCUGUGAGGAACUAGGCUUCAACCUUUACUUAGGAAAUGUAGAGCGAGAAGUUAGGGGCUCAUGCGAUGAUUACACAAAUUCUCAGGGCUAUUAUGAGAUUCAGGAUACCAUUGAUGAUAGCACCAUCAUGAAACCGGUAAUCGACUCGCAAGGAAAUCCCGUAUGCGGCGAGAUUCCUGUUAAGAAUUGGGAGUAUAUCCAAAUGAAUGUCCUACGUGGAAUCCCUACGGAUGAGGAUUACUCGGGGUAUACAGGAAACGAAGGCACAUCUGAGAAACUGGCAUCCUGGCUGAACAGGUUGUUGCUGCUAAUAAAGGACCCCGAAAAUACCGAAUCACGCGAGGAGUUCAACCGCCUUGUAGAGCUGGUUCUGGGACACAAUGAAGCUUACGAAAAAUACCAUGCAAUUUCGAGACCUGGCUGGCGCGUAAGCAGUACCUUCAGGUAUAAAUUCUCCGAUACUGUCCUUAGUAUCAUAGCCCAGGGACUCUACAUGAUCGGGAAUAAUGAAUUAUUCGAAAAAACGAUAAAGCUACAUGCAGCUUUUGUUUCUCCAGAGGUCUACCCAUGCAUUGCAGAGAACUUGGUCGGCCAGGAAUACGAAAUUGUGAAGAAAGCGCUUAAUUAUAUCUUCCUACAAGCUCGGGAUCACCCAGCGAAACAAGUCGUGGUGGCAACCGACCUUGUCUCAGCGUGCAUUGACAUUCCAGACGAGAGAAGGCCAGCCGAAUGGGUUGAUUUGCUAUGUUGGCGGGAGCAAAAACUUGCCGGGCUUCUACCAAGACUACGAAAUGCUAAACUAGGAACCUCAUAUAUAAACGGACAUCUCCGUAUGGAAGGGUUCCGUGCGUUCUACCGAAGAACUUUCGAAGAUCUAGUCAAAGACUUCAAUCUGGACCAAGGUCUCGAAGCAAAGCCCGUGAAUAGUUUUGGGCCGCUCCGGACAAGCAUACAAUAUAAAUCCUCGGCCCUCAAGGGUGAAGAUUUGAUCAGUAUUUACGAACAGUGUCUUGAUUUCGAUAUACCCCUGUCCAUUCUUCAUGCUGGCAUUAUUCGUGCCAUAAAACAGUCUCAGUCGCUUAAAAUGGCCUUCCCCAAUAUAAUUGUCCCUUUCCUUCGGGGUAUAGUGUCAGGUUUGCCGGGUCGAACUGGCCAUAAACAGGGAUCCGCGGAGUCGACUUUCGUUCUAAGGGCGAUCUUGGAAUACGUUUUAAGAUACGUCCGUCCGAGAAGUAACGCAGUGGCGAGCUGGAGACGCCCACCGGCGUCAAGCUGCAGAUGCAAUGACUGCACUGAGCUUAAUGCAUUCCUGGAAAGUCAUACGCAAGAAGUACUUGAGCUGCGGAUAAACUCGAGCCGUCGGUUUCAUAUACACCAGGCUCUUAACAAAGAUCGGACAAUUCGUCACGAAACUCGCCGCUCGGGUAAUCCAAAUACCUUGGUGAUUACCAAGCUCGAAAACCCAGCCACCAUGUGGAAGAGUAGGGCUGUUGAUGCUGUGAAGAAUAUAAACAGUAUUGUUUCUCCUACAGAGCUCGAAGAAUUCCUCGGGUCCGCCCCAUACAAGUCAUUAAUGGCUCUUGAUAUUGUUAUCAAAGAUCGCCCGAUAGAUGACUAUAUUGGGCACUCCAACUCUGAAGUCAGUGGGAGAAAACGCUCGGCGACUUCAGAUUUAAAUCCUGAAGGAGCUUCUAGUGUGGUACAUGACACUGAAGUGAUUGAUUUAACCUGA
Molecule: messenger RNA, 2649 nt
Organism: Trichophyton benhamiae CBS 112371
Lineage: Eukaryota; Fungi; Ascomycota; Eurotiomycetes; Onygenales; Arthrodermataceae
Exons: 4
Coding region: 1-2649 (882 amino acids)
Source: RefSeq, a predicted model, not a curated record